Exophiala dermatitidis NIH/UT8656 is the source of this 2494-nucleotide messenger RNA. RefSeq names its product glucan 1,3-beta-glucosidase. Gene Ontology annotation, cellular component: extracellular region; fungal-type cell wall; cell surface. The transcript is spliced from 4 exons. Gene Ontology annotation, biological process: carbohydrate metabolic process; cell wall organization. The coding region runs from base 1186 to 2112 and encodes 308 amino acids. The record is from RefSeq and is a predicted model, not a curated record. Gene Ontology annotation, molecular function: glucan endo-1,3-beta-D-glucosidase activity; 1,3-beta-glucanosyltransferase activity. Lineage: Eukaryota; Fungi; Ascomycota; Eurotiomycetes; Chaetothyriales; Herpotrichiellaceae.
GUUCCGAGAAGAAAUCCAGCUCAGUCGUCUUGUUGAGUAGUUCUCAGAGCGAGACCAGCUGAGGUCAGAGAGGUGAGCAAGCGGAGACUUCCGGAGUGAAGGUGCAAUUGCAAAGGUGGCAAGGGACAGACGGUGUCGCCGAAGAGUCACGGGAAUGAGUACCAGCUCGAAGCCAGAGGGACUGUCCCACAAUGGAAACUCAAACUCCGGAAGCUCUUCUUGAAUCGACAUGGCAGCUGUGCAAUGUCUUCGGAGACUUGCAAUAAUGAUGGAGCCGACAAAUCUGUCACCAGGCUCCAGGGAAACAGUUUGGAAGUCUAAUGGUUAGUUCCACGACCUGCCUUGCUCCUUGCUCGUCAUCGGCUUUUGAAAGCUCGUCUUGGUUUUUUCAUGCGGGCUUCUCGCUGUCUGUGUCUGGCGGUGAUGAUGCAUAACUGGACGGGAAUGUCCAUGAAUUGAAGAAAGUUUUCAUUUGGUGUAGAGCAGAAGAGGCAGUCGAAGACAGGUUACGCCUUUGUGAGGCGAUGCCAUCCAAGUUAACGCGAUUCGAGAAAACGCCGAGUCCGCUUGGAGACUGUUCAUGGCAAAAGCUCCAGCGACACCCCAGAGCUUCAGGCUCUGGCCAUGCCCCGUCUCUCGAAGUUAGCACCAGCUGCUGGGUGAGUUGUCUUGGUUGAAGAAUGUUAGCAGCCCGUCGGUGUAGAGAUAUGACUUGGCCUGGGCGCUUUGUGUGAAGCUCCCAAAGCAGAUUAGUCAGGGGUCUACGAGGUACCUGUGUUAGUCAGCGGUGUCAAGCUCCACUGAUUGGGUGACUGACACGGUGCCUGUGGCUCCUGCACUGACAGUGCGUCACGGUUCCGGUUUCACGACGGAGAUCAAAAUCACCCCAGAUUUCGAUUCUGAUGCUGCGAAGUGCAAUUCAAUUCAAUUCAGUCCAGUCCAGUCCAGUUCAGUUUGUUUGUCCCCGGAUCCGUUUGUGUUGCAGGCGUCCGCCCUUCCUUUCAGUCGUGUUUGUCACCGCCAUUCAUUUCGCACUCCAAGUCAUUCCUUCACUGAGUUCUCGUUCCGUGACCGUUUGUUUUCCUUCCCUCCCGAGGACGCAUGUACAAAAUACAGUAGCCUCCUUCCCAACUGUACCACCGUUCGACUGCCUCCUUUCUAUUUACAGAAAUACCCACCGUCAACAUGCGAUUCCAGACCAUCUUCACUAUUGCUCUCGCGGCAGCGCCUGUCGCAGUAUCGGCUGGAGGAAUCUUGGGGUUCGCCGUGGGAAACACCAACCCUGAUGGGACUUGCAAGACGCAGGACGACUUCAAGGCCGAUUUUGAUGCGAUCCAAGGAAAUUCCCGAGCGCAGGUUGUUCGGACCUACUCGUCCUCCGACCAGUACGGCAACCCAUGCAAUACACCGUCCGAGAUCUUGGCUGCCGCCAAAGAGACAAAGAUAAAGGUCUUGCUAGGCAUGUGGCCUGAUGCAGGCGCAUACGAAAAGGAAAAGGCAGCCAUCGACAAGGCCAAUCCCACUUCGUUCGGAGACACUCUGUUCGGCAUCACCGUGGGCUCCGAGGGCAUAUACCGCGGUACUUACAACGUCGAGGAGCUCUUGGGUUGGAUCCAACAGAUGAAGCAGGCCUAUCCUAAAGCUGCCAUCGGGACCGCGGAUAGCUGGAACUCUUGGGCCAACGGGACCAUGGACUCCAUAAUCACUGGCGGCGUCGACUUGAUUCUCGCCAACGGGUUCGCUUACUGGCAGUACCAACCACUUUCGAAUGCCACCAAGACAUACUUUGACGACAUGGCCCAAGCACUCAGCCACGUCCAGCACCUGACUGGCGGUCUGGACAAAAUCCACUUCAUGAAUGGAGAAACAGGUUGGCCUGGCACCGGCGGUACGGACGCAGGCGCCGCAAAGGCCGGCGACCAAAACAUGAAGACGUACUGGAAAUCCGCGGUCUGCGGUCUCCUCGACUGGGGCAUCGAUCUCUUCUGGUUCGAAGCAUUCGACGAGCCCAACAAGGCCGACGCCAUCGGCGACAAUGGCCAAAAGGCCAGUGAAAAGUAUUGGGGCGCUUUCACCUCGGGCCGAGCGCCAAAAUUCGAUAUGUCCUGCUAGGUUGAACAGACUAUCACAUCCGUGGCUUGAUGGCGGCCACAAAGCGGACGCCACUAAGGCUCCUUUUUAACUGAAAAGCAUUUCUUCAUGGGACAACGUCACUUCCUUGUCGUCGUUCUCCCCGGCACGGCGUUACGGAAUGGGAGUGCAAGCGGGAGUCUAGGAGUCUGAAUCGCUCCCUGCAUACAUUACGUACUGGGUUGAACUGUUGAACUUAAGGGGUUGUAGCUGGGCCGGAUCUGAUAGACCGCAUCAUAGUGCUCACAUUGAAAUAAGAAAUGCGAGUCCGAUGGUUCACAUCAAAAGCUUCAAGUUGCUCCCUCCCUUAGGAUUGGUAGAUACCAGUACCAGUAUUGGUACCGAGAACUUUUUGAAGAUCCGA